Molecule: messenger RNA, 2931 nt
Organism: Metschnikowia bicuspidata var. bicuspidata NRRL YB-4993
Lineage: Eukaryota; Fungi; Ascomycota; Pichiomycetes; Serinales; Metschnikowiaceae
Exons: 1
Coding region: 1-2931 (976 amino acids)
Biological process (GO): regulation of mitotic cell cycle; mitotic spindle organization
Cellular component (GO): mitotic spindle
Molecular function (GO): protein binding
Source: RefSeq, a predicted model, not a curated record
AUGCUGACGGCAGAACAAAACUGCUCCAGGCAGAUACUCAGAUUCUCAGGUGUGCAGGGCACCACGGCACGCAUGCCUGCACAGUUUGCUGUGCUUGGGGAGCAUAUUGCCUAUGUGGCUGGCAGCGGAGUCAUUGUAGCCACAGUCGGGGAAGAUAAUACGAUAUGCAACCAGCGGCUAUUUGUGGCCAACUCCACAAACGAAACGCACCCGGGGAAUUACGGGUACGGCUUGGGCGGUCUGCACGAAACUGCCGCGUGUGAGGAUGAGCUCCGCAAGGACCUGUUUGGCUUUCCUCUUAAUUUCACACAUUGCUAUAGAGGCACCUGUGCCGAGGCAGAACUGUCGGCCAUAGCCGUGCUAGAUACCAAGGAGCCGGGAACUCCCUCAACGGGAAAUUCGAAACUCAAGGAUAAAGUAAGGGCGCCCACGUGCUUGGCAAUUUCACCCAACGGACGUGUCUUAGCAGUGGGUGAAACCGGGUACCAGCCUCGGCUCCUUCUUUUCUCGCUUGCGCCCGACUCCAGCGCGCAGCCUUUUGCUGUAAUUUACGAACACACCUUUGGCAUCAAUCACAUCGAGUUUUCGCCGAAUCUGAAGUACUUCUGCUCCUUGGGCACCAUGAGCGAUGGCUUCAUUCACGUGUGGAAGUACUCUCCCACAGCAGUGGUGCGGCGAGCGGGCAACAAAUGCUCAUCCAUAGUCAACGCUUUGGUCUGGCACGACACCGGCUCAGAGUUCGGGGAAAUCAUCACCUUGGGGCUCCGCUUCUUGAAAGUCUGGCUGCUUGAGCUGCAAGAAACGUCACUGCCUUCCAAGGUAGCUGUUCUCAAAGGCCGGAACCUCAUCUUGGGCAAGUUUUUGGAGAGCAACUUUCAGGGCGCAGUUCCGCUCAACGAGUCGCAAAUCAUCAUCAGGGAGUCGACCGCUUACUAUCUUUUGAAUCUAAUGCACAACGUCUCCAUCCAGGAAAUCGCAUUAGAUCAUCUGAAAAUCUCAGGCAUCGUUGUAGACCAUACGGAAGACAAACUAUGGGUGUUUGACCAAGACUUCUCCCUCCAUUCUGUGAAUGUGUCUGACCUAGAAUUGCUCCCUGGAAGUGCCGCGCAAUAUAAAUCGGCGCUUUCGCCAUCGAAACUAGCUCCUGGAAUACUGAGGCUUAAUAUUCAUGCCAAAAACACCAUUCUCAAAGCACAAAACUAUGGGGAUCGCCUUAUCGCAUACCUCACAGGGGAAGGUGAGAUUGUUUUACACCACAAGGAAAUUGCAAUACCCAAAAAACUAGUUUCUCCUCCAGUCUCCUUCGUGGUUGGGGGUAAACGGGCUAGUACUGGUGAAAUUUUGAUGUUUUCUAAACAUGGAGUUGUGUCUUCAUUAGACAGCUCCCGCAACAUCCUGGAAGUAGUUGCACAUCGACUCCCACAGGCGGAAGGCCUUGCUAAUGAAAUGACUGCAGUCGAAAGAAACACCACAGCGCUAUUCCUAGGAGACAAGUUCGGCCUGCUCACUGUACUUAGAUUUCCUGAGGGUGAGCCCAGGACCGAACGCGUUAUUAAAGCGCAUUCUUCCAGCAUUAAUGACAUUAUCUACUUCGAAGUAGAAGAUGUUUCACUUCUUUGCAGUAUAUCUCGGGACAGGAUGAUUCAAAUAUACUGCGAAACUGACCAAAAAUGGGAUAUAUUGGCCACUCUUCCAAUCCAUACGGCCAACUUGUUGUCGGUCAAAUUCAUUGACUCGCAUCUCUUUGUUUGUUCGGCGGACCGCAGUAUAUCCGUUCACGAGAUUGCUAGAAGCACAGGGUCUGGUACCGCUACUCUCAAAGUUGAGAUAAUACACAAGAAGACAAUCCCUUCUAAAACCACGCCUUUGGCUAUGGACGUCUCCGCAUCUGAAUUCGUCAUCUCUUCUAGCGAUAGGAGCUUAUCUGUGUACAACAAGCAUACUCUUGAGUUUAAGAGAACAGUAAAGCUCUAUGGUGAAAAGUCGACCGAACCUUUAUGCGUGGAUAGGUUUUUGUUGCUACAGAACAACCAGAUUGCUGUGUUUUGCAGUGAUAGAUCCCUCAGGGUGUGUAAUCUUAUAUCAGGGAAGCACUUGAAUUGUGUAUGGGGCCAUUUGGAGCUGGUGAUUGGUCUUUUCGAAGACAGCAACAACCUACUAUCCUUGGGAUCUGAUGGCUGCCUAUUUGAGUGGAGUUUUCUCAGUGUGCUUGACAGCGAUAAGCAAGCUAUCUGUGACACAAAUGAAAACACUAUACCAACACCUGAUCCAGAUGCCUCUCCAUUGUUUGCUAAAGUGACCCGAAAGUUUUUGCCAACUAUUCAAAUGUCCAAAAUAGCUGUUUCUCCAAGACGAGCACCUUCGCUAACGGGGGAGGAUGUGGGUUUGACUGAGCCUGAAUCGCCCACUCCACGCUUGACAAACGCCACUUUGAAAAGAAUCGAGGCUAGGAAGAACGCGCAAACCCUUUCUGCGUCUCCUUCUAAACCGUCCCAUUCACACGGUAGCCCCGUUGGAAAAUCCCCAUUCCGAUCCAAGUCUGUAUCUCCUCCAAAAAAACAACCGAGCGUAUCCCAAACGCCUUUCAACAGAGGACAAACGCCGAGUCGACAGUCUCCGUUAUCAAGGUCACUACACGUCGCAGCCAAGACACAAUCUUCUGUAUCACCCCAAAAGAGUACUGCUCCUUUGCUUCUUCCACCGACUUCAUCUGCUAGCGAUGCCAGGGAAAGAUCCACUGCUUAUCUCACAAUGAUAAAAUCUUUCGUUAAGAAAGAUGUGCUUGAUGAAGAAGAUAAAGAAGCGAUCAAAAGUGAACUAGAAGAGCUUCUCAUUCUCUUGGAUGGACCAAAGGGAUUUGAAGCUUUACUAGAGAAGUAUAGUGAAAGCUUGGUUUCUCUUGUCAAAACAAAAUUGUCAAAUGACUUGUAA